UUUGGCCCUGCGGAGCCGCCGUCUGCGUGAGCGACGCCAGUGCCGGGCAGGGCGGAAGUGAAGGGUGCGGCAAGAUGGAGGGGACGCUGGAGCAGCACCUGGAGGACACCAUGAAGAGCCCGGCCGUGGUGGGCGUCCUGUGCACGGACUCGCAGGGGCUCAACCUGGGCUGCAGAGGAACCCUCUCGGAUGAGCACGCCGGGGUCAUCUCUGUGCUCGCCCAGCAGGCAGCCAAGCUCACGUCUGACCCCACCGACACCCCCGUGGUGUGCCUGGAGUCCGACAGUGGGAACAUCAUGAUCCAGAAGCACGACAGCAUCACCGUAGCAGUCCAUAAGCUGGCGUCGUGACCACCAGGAACCCAUGCAGCGCUUCAGUCCCAGCCCUGGCCCAGCUCCUCCUCACCGGACAACCUCCCUCCUCUGCUGCUCUAACCCACAACACACCUGCAGUACCGACCCUGGGCUGAAGGUUCCCUUCUCCACUUCACCAGCUCCUACUGGGGUCUCUAACUCAUGCUUUUAGCACUUGUGCUGCUGAGGAUGAAACGGGGUCACUCACCAAGCUUGUGUAAUGAUCAGAUCCUACAGGGUGUAUUUGUGUGCGUGGCCUUCGUUGUUGGAGGAAUCAAUAAAUGACCUGCAAAAACA
Messenger RNA from Melopsittacus undulatus (budgerigar), 650 nucleotides. It is a transcript of the gene LAMTOR5, whose product is annotated as late endosomal/lysosomal adaptor, MAPK and MTOR activator 5. The record is from RefSeq and is a predicted model, not a curated record. The transcript has 4 exons. Gene Ontology annotation, biological process: positive regulation of TORC1 signaling; cellular response to amino acid stimulus. Lineage: Eukaryota; Metazoa; Chordata; Aves; Psittaciformes; Psittaculidae. Gene Ontology annotation, cellular component: cytoplasm; Ragulator complex; lysosome. Gene Ontology annotation, molecular function: guanyl-nucleotide exchange factor activity. The coding region runs from base 75 to 350 and encodes 91 amino acids.